UAAAUUUUUAGCCUUUUACACUCGCGCAGGAAGAAGUUGUAGUUUUUUUUUAUGGCAAGUGGAAACCAUAAAAUAUAAUUGUAAAAUUUUAGUCCUAGUAACACAAUUUGUUAAGCCAAUAAUAAAAAGAAAGGCGGGAAACGGGAAUUAGCUUAAUAUUUUUACGUCUUGCUAAUUGUUGGACUUGUUAAGUUAAAAGUAUCGCUCUCAGUUAAAAAACUAUUACUAGCUUAAUUAUGAGUUCCGUAACAAAGGAAUGUAAAAAUAAGUUCAUACCAGACGAUAUUGAAGAUUUCAUAACGUUUGAGCCAAAACUAUCGCCAAAAUGUAAGAAGACUCUAAAGCGUCGUAAACUAGUUGAUGAAAUGGAUCAAGACAUUCGUGGAAAAGAUGUUAACAAUAAAAAAGGCAAAAAAAGUAAUAGAAUUACUAAUGACUCCCAAAUAUGUAGCGAAUAUAAACAGAAGAUAUUGAAUAAUAUGAACGAGCAGUUAAACUCCGGAAAUCAAAUGAACGAGACUAUGCAAAAGAAAGUUUCUGAAUUCAUAACAGAUUUGGAGAGAGAUUACUCUGUCUUAAAAAACAAUGUGAAAGAGUUGGAAGAAUUCACUACUGCCACUAUGAAUUGCCUGCAUCAAACUACAACUGCGAUUAAGCAAAAAAUUGAUAUUUUAAAGGAAAUGGAGCAGACUUAUAAAAAACAAUGUAAAGCUACGGAGGAAAGACACCAAUUAGAAAUAAACCAAUUAGAGGAAGAUUUAAAUAGAGAGGUGGAGAAAGUAAAAGAAAAAUUGGCAUCUGAAACUAAGAAGACUUAUUUAGACAUGUUUCAACGAUCGUUUAUUCAAGCUAUGAAGAAUAAUAAUUAGUUUUCUGUAAUGCAUUCAAUUUGUUACUAAUAAAAAACUUAAUUUCUUCUUUAACAAAGAGAUUGAUUAA
Molecule: messenger RNA, 939 nt
Organism: Pieris napi
Lineage: Eukaryota; Metazoa; Arthropoda; Insecta; Lepidoptera; Pieridae
Product: chromosome partition protein Smc-like
Exons: 3
Coding region: 237-869 (210 amino acids)
Source: RefSeq, a predicted model, not a curated record